AUGCCAGGGUGGAAGAGUUUGGCUGUUUAUACACCUCACCCUCACGUCUGUGGAAGCAGGUGCUUUGCUCUUGCCAGACCGCAACAUUCUAUAACACUCUACGAUAUUCUAUGCUUCCGGCUCAUUUCAACCCCAGGUAAGGUCAAGGAUCUUUCUGAAAGAACAGUGGAAAGAAGCUGGCGUGCCGAACUCAAAGUUACCUUUAACAGGCGAGAGAGCUAUGGUGGGCCCCUAAAGAAGUGUACCCACCAGAAAAUCCCCGAAGACGUCGAAAAGCUACCCCACUCCUCAGCUCCUACUGUUACCCGUUAA
Fusarium venenatum is the source of this 312-nucleotide messenger RNA. Lineage: Eukaryota; Fungi; Ascomycota; Sordariomycetes; Hypocreales; Nectriaceae. The record is from RefSeq and is a predicted model, not a curated record.